This is a messenger RNA of Pseudomyrmex gracilis, 508 nucleotides long. It is a transcript of the gene Tsp26A, whose product is annotated as tetraspanin-17-like. Gene Ontology annotation, cellular component: membrane. The coding region runs from base 1 to 489 and encodes 162 amino acids. Lineage: Eukaryota; Metazoa; Arthropoda; Insecta; Hymenoptera; Formicidae. The transcript is spliced from 5 exons. The record is from RefSeq and is a predicted model, not a curated record.
AUGACGAAGAAGAACAUAACUAGUAAUAAUAAUAAAUCGAAGACUGGCGUAUGCUUCUUCUUCACCGGGAUAAAAUCACAAGCUACCGGGGGUUUUCAAGCAUUUAUUAUCCAUUAUCGAGAAGAUCCCGAUCAGCAGAAUCUCAUCGAUUGGAUCCAAGAAGAUUGGUUACAAUGUUGCGGGAUUGAAGGUCCGAAGGAUUGGGAUCGCAAUAAUUAUUUCAAUUGUUCAUCGAGCGACAUCGGCUCGAGGGAAGCGUGUGGCGUGCCUUUUAGUUGUUGCAAGCGAAAACUUAAUGAAAUCAUUAAGAAUAAACAAUGCGGCUAUGAUGUUAGAAAGCCUAGUUACACAGGAGAGAGGAGUAUAUUCGAGCGUGGUUGCCUAAGAGCUGGCGAGGAGUGGCUAGAAUUAAACCUCGUACCUGUCGCUGGCACCGUGGUCAGCAUCAUGGUUCUCCAGGUAUAUUUUUUCCUGAAAAUUAUCAAUUAAGUUGGGAAGUCUUAACUUU